AUGCGUGUGGUAGUGAUCGGAGCGGGCGUCAUCGGGCUGUCCACCGCCCUCUGCAUCCAUGAGCGCUACCACUCCGUCCUGCAGUCGCUGGAUGUGAAGGUCUACGCAGAACGCUUCACUCCGCUCACCAACACUGAUGUGGCUGCCGGCCUCUGGCAGCCCUACCUCUCCGAGCCCAGCAACCCACAGGAGGCGCACUGGAACCAGCAGACCUUCAACUAUCUCCUGAGCCACAUCGGUUCUCCCAACGCUGCAGACAUGGGCCUGGCCCCAAUCUCAGGCUACAACCUCUUCCGUGAAGCCGUUCCGGACCCUUACUGGAAGGAUGUAGUUCUGGGAUUUCGGAAGCUGACUCCGAGAGAGCUGGACAUGUUUCCUGAUUACAGCUAUGGCUGGUUCAACACAAGCCUGAUUCUGGAGGGAAGGAAGUAUCUGCAGUGGCUGACGGAAAGGUUAACUGAGAGAGGAGUGAAAUUCCUCCUAAGGAAGGUGGAGUCUUUUGAGGAGGUGGCAAGAGGAGGCGCUGAUGUGAUUAUCAACUGCACUGGGGUAUGGGCUGGGGCUUUGCAACCAGAUCCCCUGCUGCAGCCAGGCCGGGGGCAGAUCAUUAAGGUGGAUGCCCCAUGGAUGAAGCACUUCAUUCUUUCCCAUGACCCAGAGAGAGGCAUCUAUAAGUCCCCAUACAUCAUCCCAGGGAUCCAGGCAGUGACUCUUGGAGGCAUCUUCCAGCUGGGGAACUGGAGUGAGACAAACAAUAUCCAGGACCACAACACCAUUUGGGAAGGCUGCUGCAGACUGGAGCCCACACUGAAGGAUGCAAAAAUUGUUAGUGAAUGCACUGGCUUCCGGCCAGUACGCCCCCAGGUUCGACUAGAAAGAGAACAGCUUCAUGUUGGAUCUUCAAACACAGAGGUCAUCCACAACUAUGGCCACGGAGGCUAUGGGCUCACCAUCCACUGGGGCUGUGCCCUGGAGGUGGCCAAGAUCUUUGGGAAAAUCCUGGAAGAAAGGAAUUUGCUGAGGAUGCCACCAUCCCACCUCUGA
Molecule: messenger RNA, 1044 nt
Organism: Mesoplodon densirostris (Blainville's beaked whale)
Lineage: Eukaryota; Metazoa; Chordata; Mammalia; Artiodactyla; Ziphiidae
Gene: DAO
Product: D-amino acid oxidase
Exons: 10
Coding region: 1-1044 (347 amino acids)
Molecular function (GO): FAD binding; D-amino-acid oxidase activity
Source: RefSeq, a predicted model, not a curated record